UACUUUUCCCCGCACCUUUCCCCUUUAAAACCACCAUAACACAAAAAAUCAAAUCAUCAUCUCAUAACAACAUGGCUGCUAAAACAUUUGCACAUCUUUUCCUUCUACUUUCAUCAUUGCUUUCAGUUGGGACAUUGAGGAUAGUUCAUGGUGAUAAAACAUGGUGUGUGGCAAAGCCGUCAUCGACUGAUACCAUGCUAUUAAAUAACAUUCAGUAUGCAUGCUCACAAGUGGAUUGCAAGAUCCUGCAGAAGGGUGGUGCAUGCUAUUCGCCAGAUAGCUUGAUUAAUCAUGCAUCCAUAGCCAUGAAUAUUUACUAUCAGUGCAAAGGAAGAAACACAUGGAAUUGUAAUUUUGGUAGCACUGGUUUAAUUACUAUCACCGAUCCAAGUUAUGGAGGUUGCCAGUAUAUGUAAUGAUCGGCAUGAAGAAGAUGAUGAUUUUUAGCAAUUAUGACCAUAGUUAUUAUUUGUUACUUAAAUAGAGUUUUUUGAUGCAAUAUACUUAAUUAGUCAAAUUUGAGACAAAAUGACGUGUUUAGAUCAAUAUUUUCUUGUCAAG
Lactuca virosa is the source of this 561-nucleotide messenger RNA. The record is from the annotation of a GenBank genome assembly. NCBI's taxonomy places the organism in Eukaryota, Viridiplantae, Streptophyta, Magnoliopsida, Asterales, Asteraceae.